This is a messenger RNA of Vigna radiata var. radiata (mung bean), 1540 nucleotides long. Its product is annotated as transcription factor MYB41. Bases 224 to 1063 code for a protein of 279 amino acids. NCBI's taxonomy places the organism in Eukaryota, Viridiplantae, Streptophyta, Magnoliopsida, Fabales, Fabaceae. The transcript has 4 exons. The record is from RefSeq and is a predicted model, not a curated record.
AUGAUUCAAGUUCUGAAUUACUGAGCACAUUUAUUGCAUAAAGCCAGCUUGAAAGUCGCCUAUAGUCCUUGCAAGCUCAAUCAAUAAAUACUGUCUCCUCAAAUAGCCAUAAUGAUCAUACACAUUUUCUUUAUACUUUAAAAUCCUUCCAAAUUUAUGUCAUAGCCACUUCCAGGCUUAAAGUGUUUAUGUAGUACAGGGAUCUCACUCACUCACUUGAAGGAUGGGAAGGAAACCCUGUUGUGACAAGAUGGGUAUGAAGAAGGGUCCUUGGACUGCUGAAGAGGAUGAGAUUCUUGUCAAUUAUAUCAACAAGAAUGGUGGCCAUGGAAGUUGGCGUUCUCUUCCCAAGUUAGCAGGUCUUCUUCGUUGUGGCAAGAGUUGUAGGCUAAGAUGGACCAACUACCUCAGACCAGAUAUUAAACGUGGUUCCUUCACUUUUGAGGAAGAAAAACUAAUCAUACAGCUUCAUGGUAUCCUUGGAAAUAGGUGGGCUGCUAUAGCCUCUCAGCUACCAGGAAGAACAGACAAUGAGAUCAAGAACUUAUGGAACACCCAUUUGAAGAAACGUCUCAUUUGCAUGGGCCUAGACCCUCAAACCCACCAGCCACUCUCCUCUUCAUGCAACCCUGAUGGCAAGGCCCAUGCAGCAUCCACCUCAACCCGCCACAUGGCCCAGUGGGAGAGUGCAAGGCUUGAAGCAGAGGCCAGGCUCUCAAGAGAGCCCUAUUUGUUCAACAACAACUCCAACAAAACUGACUCUGACUACUUCCUCAGAAUGUGGAACUCUGAAGUUGGACAAUCUUUUCGUGGUGUGCACAAAUCAGACAACAAAGGUAGCUGCCAAAGUCCCAUUUCUCUAGGGUCAUUGUCUGCUACCACCACCAUAGAUUUGGCUUCCAACCCUACAAGCAUUGUGAAAGAGGAUUUGGUGUGGGGUGGUAGCAAGAAAAUUGCCUCUGAUUCAUCAAGCUCUAGUGAACUAGAAGAAGACUCGUGUGACACUUCAUUGCAGCUCUUGUUAGACUUUCCUAUAAACAAUGACAUGAGCUUCUUAGAAUGAGGCACCAACCCUUAAGUGCAUGUAUCAUGUUGAUAUGCUGACAUGUAGGCUUUUAUUCGCUAUUUUGUAGACUUGGUAUAUCAGAAGAUGAACUAGUAACAAAUGACAUUGCGUAGAGUUUAAUGGAUAUGCUGUGUAAGCUAGUUCUUUGCUCAAUAUGGUUUCUAUAAAUUUCUCAGAUACAUGUUGAAAUAGACAACAAUGUUUUCGUUAACAUUGUUGAUUCAUUGGUGGUUUUUGAUUUGAUGGUGUAAUGUUUACACUAUAUAAAGACUUCAUGGAACAAAUGAAUAAAGAGCAUGUAACACUUCAUCUUAGCAGAAGAUCUGUUGCACAGACUUUCAUAAUAUUACAUUUUUCCAUUUCUUACACACAAACGACAUUUGAAAGCAAACAAGAAAAAUUAUAGACAAAAAUUAAUAAUUGCUAGGACAUGAUCAGACCAAAAAAACAACAAAAAAAAAAUGAAAAUUAAAA